CUGAGUGGACCUUCCCUACCAUUUCAUCCAAAACCAAACCAUAAGCCUUGAAUCAUAUGUCUCCUUCAAUGUUCUGACAUGUUCAUCGUGACAGAAAUCGGAUGCCAGAUUGGGUUAUUUUCGUUCUUCGACAUCUGAUUCUUCUUCUCUGGUUCAACGAUUCAUAACUUUCUCAUGCGUUUCAAAUUAUCCUUCCUUUCGCUCAUGAAUAUAUAUAUUCUAAUAUUUUUCUUCGUACUAAGAAAAUCUCUUGCGGUAGAUGAAAACUUUACAGUCUGCAGCGAGCCAAGUACUUGUGGUAGGCAUAACAUAAAGUUCCCAUUCUUCAUCCAGGAACGUAGAUGUGGUUAUCCCGCAUUCAACAUCUCCUGCAGAAACAGCACAGACCCAAUCCUUAGCUUGCCUGAUGGCGACUAUAUCAUCCAUGAUAUCUUUUAUCAGAACCAAUCUUUUCAGGUGUCAAAAGCUGUUGCUUUCGAUAGAGAUGCCGUUUGCAGCCAUUCAAUCCCCAACAUAUCCAUUCCUGAAGACUGGCUUUCUCUGGCCCCAAACCAAGCAGAAAUAUUUUUGCUCUUCAAUUGCAACUUAACCGUGCCAUCGACCUGGGAACUUUCACAGCACAAGGUUAAUUGUUCUGCUGAAAAUGAAACUAAUGCAACUUUGGCACUGUUCAAUAAUGAUCCUAAGCUGAAUUUUGCUUCAAAGUAUUGUAAUAAAACGGUGCUGGCGCCUGUGGCUUUUUAUGAAGGAGAGCAAGGUGUUGAAAGUAUGCUGAACCGAGGGUUUGUGCUGAAGUGGAUAGCGAGCGACUGUAGCAUUUGUGAGGCGAGCGGGGGCAAGUGUGGAUUUGAUUAUAGUACCUACCAUUUCAAGUGCUUUUGCCCAGAUAGGCCUCACGCAUGGCAUUGUACUCCUGGAAAUUCUACUGGUUUUACCAUAAAAGUUGCAGCAGCUUCUUCAAUUGCUGGAAUUGUAGUGUUGAUUAUUCUGGCCUUCUGCUUUAUAAAAAAAUUCUCAUCAGAGGAUAGCAUGUUUAAUCGGAAGACCAAAACAGAAGCAGAUAAGAAGAUUGAAGCCUUCCUAAAGGACAACGUGUUCCUAGCUCCAAAAAGGUACAGACAUUCGGACAUCAAGAAGAUAACCAACUCAUUCCAAUAUAAAUUAGGUCAAGGAGGCUAUGGCGACGUUUACAGAGGGAAGCUACUUGAUGGACGACAUGUAGCAGUCAAGAUUUUGAAAAAAUCACAAAGGAAUGGGGAAGAAUUUAUGAAUGAGGUGGCAAGCAUUAGCAGAACUUCCCAUGUGAACGUAGUCACUCUUUUAGGCUUCUGUUUUGAGGGUCGCCGGAGGGCUCUCAUCUAUGAGUUUGUGCCAAAUGGAUCACUCGAGAAGUUCAUAUUUCAAGAGAAGGCAGGCCAUCGUCAAUUAGAGUGGGAAACCUUGUACCAAAUUGCAGUUGGCAUAGCCAGAGGGUUACAAUAUUUGCAUCGUGGUUGUAAGACACGUAUUCUGCAUUUUGACAUCAAGCCUCACAACAUUCUCCUUGAUGCUGACUUCUGUCCAAAGAUAUCUGAUUUCGGCCUUGCUAAAUUGUGUCCCGAAAAAGAAAGCGCUAUUUCGAUGACUGGCGCGAGAGGAACUGCCGGAUAUAUUGCUCCUGAAGUAUUUUCCAGGAACUUUGGACGGGUGUCUCACAAGUCUGAUGUCUAUAGUUAUGGGAUGAUGAUUUUAGAGACGGUUGGUGGAAGAAAAAACAUUAAUGUCGAAGUUGAUCGCACCAGUGAGAUAUAUUUUCCACAUUGGAUCCAUGAUCGUAUAGAGUUGGAUGAAGAACUAGGAUUGCAGGGUAUUAUAGAUGGAGAUGAUCAAGAGAGAGUAAGGAAGAUGAUAAUAGUGAGCUUGUGGUGCAUACAGACCGACCCAUCAAACCGCCCACCAAUGAGUAGAGUGGUAGAAAUGAUGGAAGGGAACAUUGAUUCCCUCAACAUCCCACCCAAGCCUUUCUUGUCGUCACCUCCAACAUCGCCAGAUGCAAAUUCCACUAGUAGACUAAUAGCCUGACAUUGUUAAUUCAAUUUAAGCCUGGUUAUAGCUUAUACCUCUUGGAAUUUUGGCAGUGUUUGUUCUUAGUUCAUUACAUAGGGUGCCUGCUCAUAUCUGAUAGAAAUGCUAGAUUUGUAUUUGUAAGUUUGACAUUGUCUCUUUCUAUGUUGGAGCUUUAAAGUAAUACUUACUUUCUUGUA
Molecule: messenger RNA, 2243 nt
Organism: Theobroma cacao (cacao)
Lineage: Eukaryota; Viridiplantae; Streptophyta; Magnoliopsida; Malvales; Malvaceae
Product: LEAF RUST 10 DISEASE-RESISTANCE LOCUS RECEPTOR-LIKE PROTEIN KINASE-like 2.1
Biological process (GO): protein phosphorylation
Molecular function (GO): ATP binding; protein kinase activity
Source: RefSeq, a predicted model, not a curated record